Dovyalis caffra is the source of this 1833-nucleotide messenger RNA. Lineage: Eukaryota; Viridiplantae; Streptophyta; Magnoliopsida; Malpighiales; Salicaceae. The record is from the annotation of a GenBank genome assembly.
AUGUACAUACGCAGAGUAAGUUCAAAGAAGGACAAGAAGAAUGCACUUUUGAUGGAACAGUUGAUUGGCAUGGUCGUCCUGCUAUCAAAGCCAAAUCUGGACAAUGGGCUGCUGGAAUUAUUAUACUCUUAUGCAUUUUCAGUCUUCAAAAAGAUGAGAAAGAUAAAUGAAAGAACGUUGAAUCAAGGUCUAGCAACACUUGCAUUCUUUGGUGUUGGUGUGAACUUGGUUCUGUUCCUGACAAGGGUUUUGCAACAAAGCAAUGCCGAUGCUGCUAAUAACGUUAGCAAAUGGACCGGAACGGUUUACAUCUUCUCUCUUGUUGGUGCUUUCCUCAGCGAUUCCUACUGGGGAAGAUACAAAACUUGUGCAAUUUUUCAGGUCAUCUUUGUCAUAGGUCUGGUAAUACUAUCACUCUCAUCAUACCUUUUCUUAAUCAGACCAAAAGGAUGUGGGGAUGAGCAUACUCCAUGUGGGUCCCAUUCAAGCAUGGAAGUUUCACUGUUUUACCUCUCCAUUUACCUCAUUGCUCUAGGAAAUGGAGGGUAUCAACCUAACAUUGCUACAUUUGGGGCUGAUCAGUUUGAUGAAGAGGACCCCAGGGAAGGGCAUUCAAAGGUUGCAUUUUUUAGCUACUUCUACCUGGCCUUGAACCUUGGCUCCCUCUUUUCCAACACCAUAUUGGGGUAUUUUGAGGAUGAAGGGAUGUGGGCACUAGGAUUCUGGGCCUCUGCAGGUUCUGCCUUUGCAGCACUGAUUUUGUUUCUAGGAGGAACAGCUAGAUACCGGCACUUCAAACCAAGUGGUAACCCUCUCUCCAGGUUCUGCCAAGUCAUCGUCGCCGCAAUGAAGAAAUGGAGGGUCGAGAUGCAACCAGAUGGAGAGGAGGAGCUGUACAAUGUCGAUGCAAAAGAUUGCUCGAUGAAUGGCAACAGAAAGAUUCUCCACACUGACGGAUUCAAGUUCUUGGAUAGAGCAGCUUUUAUCUCUUCAAGAGAUAUUGAUGAUCAAAAGCGGGGCUGUCGCAACCCAUGGCGUCUCUGCCCAAUUACACAAAUAGAAGAAGUUAAAUGCGUUCUGAGAUUACUCCCAAUUUGGCUCUGCACCAUAAUCUAUUCAGUGGUUUUCACACAGAUGGCAUCUCUGUUUGUAGAACAGGGUGCUGCAAUGAAAACUACCAUAUCGAACUUCAGAAUCCCUCCAGCCAGCAUGUCUAGCUUUGAUAUUCUCAGUGUCGCAUUUUUCAUUUUCCUAUAUCGGCGAGUUCUUGAUCCACUUGUGAGCAGAUUUAAAAAGACAGGUUCAAAGGGACUAACUGAACUUCAAAGAAUGGGUGUUGGCCUUGUGAUAGCAAUAAUAGCAAUGAUUUCGGCUGGGCUUGUGGAGUGCUAUAGACUCAAGUAUGCAAGAAAAGACUGCAAACGCUGUGAAGGCUCAAGCUCCUUGAGCAUCUUCUGGCAAGUUCCUCAGUAUGCACUUAUUGGAGCUUCUGAAGUUUUCAUGUACGUUGGUCAGCUGGAAUUCUUUAAUGCACAAACUCCUGAUAGAUUAAAGAGCUUCGGAAGUGCGCUUUGUAUGACAUCUAUCUCACUUGGGAAUUACGUUAGUAGCUUGCUUGUGACUAUGGUUAUGAAGAUCUCGACUGAGGAUCACAUGCCCGGAUGGAUCCCGGGAAAUCUUAACAAAGGUCACCUAGAUAGGUUUUACUUCCUCUUGGCAGCCUUGACAACUAUAGACUUAGUUGUGUAUAUGGCAUGUGCUAGGUGGUACAAGUCUAUCAAGCUGGAAGGCAAAUGCGAGGAGAAUGAUAAGCAAGAAAACUUCAGAGUCUGA